AUGGUUAAAGAAGAAUUAGAUCCACAUAAACUUGAAGGAACCUUGUUUCUCGACCAAUAUAAGCUAAAGGAAAAACUAGGAAGUGGUGCAUUUGGCAUAAUAUAUAAAGUAAUAGAUAUAAAAAAAAAUAUCGAAUAUGCCUGUAAAUUGGAAAAAUACACAACAAAACAUCCAGAUAUAAAACCAGAUAAUUUCCUUAUGGGAAUAGGGAGAAAAGAAUCUAUUGUUUACAUGAUUGAUUUUGGACUUGCCAAAAGAUAUUAAAAAGAUAAUCAACAUAUUCCCUAUAAAGACGGGAAAAACCUCACAGGAACUGCAAGAUAUGCAUCUGUUAAUACUCAUGUUGGUAUUGAAUAAGCAAGAAGAGAUGAUUUAGAAAGUUUAGCAUAUCUAUUUAUUUAUUUCUUGAAAGGAAGUUUACCUUGGUAAAAUAUAAGAGCUAAAGAUAAGAAAGAAAAAUACGAAAAAAUUAAAAUUAAAAAAUAAUAGACUAGUGUUGAAGAACUUUGUAAAGGCCUUCCAGAUUAAUUUACUUAAUAUUUAAACUAUACUAAAUCUUUAAGAUUUACUGAUAAACCUGAUUAUAUAAAAUGUAGAAAAUUAUUUAAAGACUUAAUGGAUUUAAAUGGAUUUUCUUAUGAUUAUAUUUGGGAUUGGAAAAUUCAAGAUAAAUAAAAUAAAAUUCCUUUAAGAACCAAUAAUACAAACGAUAAUAAAUAGAUGGAGGUAACUAAAAAUUAAAUAAAGUGA
Ichthyophthirius multifiliis is the source of this 750-nucleotide messenger RNA. Its product is annotated as protein kinase domain protein. The record is from RefSeq and is a predicted model, not a curated record. Gene Ontology annotation, cellular component: cytoplasm; nucleus. Gene Ontology annotation, molecular function: protein serine/threonine kinase activity; ATP binding. NCBI's taxonomy places the organism in Eukaryota, Ciliophora, Oligohymenophorea, Hymenostomatida. The transcript is spliced from 3 exons. Gene Ontology annotation, biological process: signal transduction; peptidyl-serine phosphorylation.